Molecule: messenger RNA, 1183 nt
Organism: Dama dama (fallow deer)
Lineage: Eukaryota; Metazoa; Chordata; Mammalia; Artiodactyla; Cervidae
Product: tripartite motif-containing protein 5-like
Exons: 8
Coding region: 178-1140 (320 amino acids)
Molecular function (GO): zinc ion binding
Source: RefSeq, a predicted model, not a curated record
CUGUCUUCAAUCUUCUCCAAGGAAUCAUAACUUCUCCACUGGUGUCUGAGGAUAACUGAGUGGUUUGUAGAGGGCAGAGUUUGAGAGACACACUAGAAAAAAUUAAAUCUUCUUGGGGAUCUCUGAGAAAGAGUACCCUCCGAAGUCAGGACAAGUCGGAGCAGCUGAGCAACACUCAUGGCUUCAGGAAUCGUGAUGAACCUACAGGAGGAGGUGACCUGCCCCAUUUGCCUGGAGCUUCUGACAGAACCCCUGAGCCUUGACUGUGGCCACAGCUUCUGCCAAGCCUGCAUUACUGCAAACAACAUGGUGUCCAUGAGUGGCCAAAACGAGGAGAGAAGGUGCCCUGUGUGCAGAAUUAGUUAUGAGCCUGGGAACCUGCGGCCUAAUAGGCAUGUGGCCAACAUAGUACAGAGGCUCAGAGAGAUCAAGUUGAGCCCAGAGGUGGAGCAAGAGAAAAAUCUCUGUCUGCGCCACGGAGAGAAACUCCUGCUCUUCUGUGAGGAGGACAGGGAAGUCAUUUGCUGGCUUUGUGAGCGGGCCCAGGAGCACCGUGGUCACCACACAUUCCUCAUGGAAGAGGUUGCUCAGGACUAUCAGAAGAAACUCCAGGAAGCUCUAGAGAAGCUAAGGGAGAAGCAGCUGGAAGCUGAGGAGUUGGAAGUUAAAGUCAGAGCACAGAUUGCUGCCUGGAAGGAUCAAAUACAACAUGAGAGACAAAAUGUCAAGGCAGUGUUUCAAAAACUGAGAAAGAACCUUAAAUAUGAGGAGGUGAAGGAAAUGCAAAAACUGAAGAGUAAGGAGGAAGUUGGUCUACGUAACCUGGCAGACUCUGAGCGUGUGCUGAUCCAGCAGAGCCAGUUGGUGAGAAAUCUCAUCUCAGAUGUGGACCGUCGUUUGAAAGGAUCAACAAUGGAGAUGCUGCAGGAUGUGAAUGACAUCAUGAAAAGGAGUGAAACCUUAACCCUGAAGAAGCUCAGAACUCUCCCCAAGGGACAAAGGAGAAUGUGUUCAGCUCUUGAUCUGACAGACAUACAGCGAGUGUAUAAUGGGCUGACAGAUGUGCAACGCUACUGGGUUCACGUGUUCCUGAAUCUUCUCGCUAGGACCUUGCCAUUUCUGAGAACCAGAAGCAAUUGAGAUAUGUGUGCAAACCAUAUAUAUAAGAAUGAUGAUUUUGAAG